AUGGACACGAUGCUGGGCUGGGGUGCUCUAGGCCGCGCCAGCCACGACGCCGUGCAGACUGACGACCAUGUAGACGCAGCAGUGGCGGUGGCGCUGCUGUUCAGCGUGGUCGUGCUGCCCCCACUCGUGGGCAUCCGCACCAUGUACACCAAUUGCUGGUUCGCCUUCACCGUGAUUGCGCACCUGCUGGCGUCGGAGGCUGCGCUGGGUAUCGCCACUUCCAUGGGCAUCACCAUCAUGGUGGGCUGGUACUCCCUGCGCGUCUUCGACCGCUACGCCUUCACAGCCAUCCUGAACGGCUGGCUCGGGGUCUGGGCUAGCUCGCCUCUGCUCGGCAUCGCAGCUCGGGUGGGGGACAUCUUGCUCCAUCUGCUGGUGCCAAUGCUGCUGGUCUCGUGCUACCUGCCGCUUGUCCGUGUCUGGAUGAGUGUUCCAGCUUUAAUAUCGUCACGACUGUGGAGCCACUUUGUGGUGGGUGGAGGCGUCUUCCCCAAGGCUGACCACAUCUAUCGCUUCUCUCCGCCGCGCUCGCAGCACUUCUGGAAUGCCGCAUACAAGAUGGAGCUCAUGCUGAACCUGCUCGUUCCGCUCUUUUGCGUCUUGGCACACCAGAGGUCUUUCUGGGUGUAUGUCGCGACGGCAAUCGCUGGAUCUGUUCUGUUUUGCCUCCAGUUGAUUCGAUCGCUUUCUUUGCCGAAACUGCGUCGAAAUGCGAAGACAAUCAUGUGUCGUCUGCUGUCCAGCGGCGGCAUUCGCCCAAAUCUGGACUUCAUCGUUCGAGAUGACUCGUUUUGGCUCGACUGGAUGAGUGAAGGGCUUGUGGCUAUUGGCGAGUCAUACGUGGGUUGUUUGUGGGCGACAAACUCCGCACGGACAUUGGACGAGGUGGUCGCCAGCCUGCUUACGAUUCCGAUGGAAGGUAGACAGGAGAUGUACCGGUCUUGGAGCGCACGUUUCGUGGCAUUGGCUGCGCGUUUGUUCAAUUACCCGCCGUCGUCUAUGGGCCUCGUGGUUGGCGCUGUCUCGGAGCAGUUUGACUUGUGCCCCGAGUUUCGACACGGAUACAUGGACCGCUACUUCCACCAAGGCUUUGGCAUUUGGACUGCCGGCACAGCAUCCAUUGACGUUGCGCAGACCAACAAGCUUGCAAAUUUGGACCAACUGCUGGACAUUCGGGCUGGUCACACUGUCUUGGACAUCAGUAUCGGCUCGUGGGGAGGAGUGGGUUGCUACCUUGCCCAACAGCACCCCGAUGCGACCAUUGUAUGCGUUCUAUCUUCUGUCCAGGAGUUUGCCCGAGCCAAGAAGUUCGCUCGCGAGCUCGACGUCUUCGACCAAAUGGAGCUCGUGGUAGCAGAGUCCCCCGAGAAGCUGCUUACAAUUCUGAGUGGUUUCCGCGCCUCCAAGUUCGACCGUAUCACAUUGUGUGGUGUGGUGGAGACUGUGCCAGACGUUCAACGUACGCGAUUCCUCCGCACGCUGAAGCGCAUCCAAACGGCAAACGGCACGACCCUGCUGGAGUUCAGCGCCUGCACGGCCGCGCACAUGACGACCCAUGCAUGGACCAACAAGUACGUGCACAGCGCCUAUCCUUGCUACGCUCUCACGCUGCCGCUCAUGCGCCGACUAGCCGGAGAGACGGGCUUCACGCUUCAAGACACAGUCGGCUACUCGGACCACUACGAGCGCACAUUCCUUGAGUGGAACCGGCGAUUCCAAGCUCAAUGGGGCCAAGACACGCCACCUCGCGGAGCUGGCCAAGUUGCGUCGACAGAUCACAUGGGUCAGCUGCAACGCAUGCCGUUGCUCCCAGAAUCCUUCAAGCGCACCUGGGAGUUCUAUCUGCUGCACUCCGCCGCCUGCUACCGAUCCGGAGCACUUCAAGUGUUCCAGAUCAGUAUGGGCUAA
Messenger RNA from Phytophthora sojae, 1908 nucleotides. RefSeq lists its product as hypothetical. The transcript has 5 exons. NCBI's taxonomy places the organism in Eukaryota, Oomycota, Peronosporomycetes, Peronosporales, Peronosporaceae. The record is from RefSeq and is a predicted model, not a curated record. The coding region runs from base 1 to 1908 and encodes 635 amino acids.